Messenger RNA from Fomitopsis serialis, 2011 nucleotides. Its product is annotated as cytochrome P450 monooxygenase. Bases 306 to 1688 code for a protein of 460 amino acids. The record is from RefSeq and is a predicted model, not a curated record. Gene Ontology annotation, molecular function: heme binding; monooxygenase activity; oxidoreductase activity, acting on paired donors, with incorporation or reduction of molecular oxygen. Lineage: Eukaryota; Fungi; Basidiomycota; Agaricomycetes; Polyporales; Fomitopsidaceae. The transcript has 15 exons.
CACCGACUUACGGGAUCAUUUCAGGGACGUCAUCGGCGUUUACUGAACAUGGAGUGAGAAACCAAUGAGAGACACCGUUCAAUUGCAAACGAUGUAUGCAUCUCAGAAGCAACAACUAGGUCAUGGUACAUUGCACGCUCCAUUACGGCUCGCAUCGCUUACAGAAAGUCCACCUUGACUCGGACUCCUGCAACUUUUACCUUCCAGCAAAUACGAAAGCGCAGUGAUCUACCUCCGGGUCCCCGCGCCUCCCGUUCCUCGGUAAUGUGCAUCAAUUGCCUGGGAUCGACCAACACUUAACAUUCAUGGAUUGGGCGGCUCAACACGGUGACAUCGUCUACGCCGAGAUUUUCACCCAACCCAUCAUCAUCCUCAGCUCCGCCAAGGCUGCAUUCGAUCUCAUCGAAAAACGCGGGGCGAUAUACUCAAAUCGGCCGCGUCUAGUGUACUUCGUCGAGCUGAUCGGGUGGACGGGAAACCUCGUGUUUAUGCAAUACAAUGACACCUGGCGACGCAUAAGGAAGUGGUAUCAGCGAGCGUUCGUCGUCAGGGCGUCCGCGGAUGGGUAUCACCCUCUCCAGUGCCGUGAAGUGCGCCGCCUCCUGUUCGAUCUCCUGGGGAACCCAGAAGACUUCGUGCAUCAGUUGAAGCGAUACGCUGCGGGAAUAGUUCUCGAGAUUGGCUAUGGACAUACAGUCACGUCUUUGGACGGCGAUCACUUAAUCAAGUUGACGGAAGAUGGGAUUAGAGGAUGUCUUGUUGGGAGUGGAACUGGAUCGGCUCCAGUUGACUUCCUGCCAAUUCUGAAAUACGUGCCCGCAUGGAUUCCUGGCAUGAGCUUCAAGCGUGCUACAGCGAAAGCACGGAAAGCUGUCGGGGAUAUGGAGGACAUACCGUACCAAGCAGUCAAGGACGAUAUGGCGACCGGCAGCGCGAAGUCCUCGUUCACGACGGCCUUGAUAGAGGAAUGUUCCAGAAAGGGAGUACUGACGGCGGAGGACGAACGAGACAUCAAAGGUGCUGCAGGAACAUUGUAUGCGGCGGGUACCGACACGUCCUUGACAAGCAUGAUCGUGUUCAUACUCGUGGCGGUUCAGCAUCCCGACGUCUUCAGGAAAGCACGGGAAGAAGUCGAUCGUGUAGUUGGAGAUGCAAGAUUACCAGAUUUCGGUGACAGAGCAUCGCUACCAUAUCUCGAGUGCAUCAUCAGAGAGGUAUAUCGGUGGUGUCCGGCAGUGACUACGUCGGCUCCACACCAGGUGGCGGAAGACGACGUGUACCGUGGCUACUACAUACCCAAAGGUUCGACAGUGAUAACAAACCUGUGGGCGAUCUUCCGGGAUCCCGAGGUGUACCCAGAACCAGACGUCUUCAGGCCAGAGCGAUUCCUCGAGAUCGAUGCCGACGCAGAUGCUGACCUCAAAGAUCCGAAGAAGUUGGUGUUCGGCUUCGGGCGGAGGAUAUGCCCAGGGCGAUACUUUGCCGAUGAUAUGGUGUGGCUUGCCGCAGCAUGUAUCGUAGCGACUUUGGACGUUGACAAGACACGAGAUGAACACGGCGAGGGGAUCACACCGACACCGAGGUUCAUCUCUGGCGCCAUCAUGCGUCCUGAAUCAUUUGUCUGCGAUAUUCGACCUCGAUCUGAGAAGAGUCGACAGCUGAUCCUUGACAGUAGUACAGAAAUCUGAGCCGGCUCGACUGUUCGACACAAAGAUCCUGUGGAGUGUCGUAGCAUGUCAUAAUCGCGAAUAUCCCGUGCGUUGCUUGCUACCUAAGCAUCCACGAGCGCAGGACUACAGACUAAGCCACACUAUCACAACUUGUAUCGUACCUGAAGCCUCAAGCAGACUCCAACAGUACAACUUGUGGGCCUGAGAAAGCACCGGGAAUAGCACCGUGGUGAUGAUUCUGCACGCCCCAUAUCUCAUGCUGCCGAUAUCACGGUGUCGUAGAAGGUUCAGAUUCGUCUGCCCUUGGGCGGUAUCUCGCUUACAAUAGGGCUGUCUUGCGG